GCAAAGGUGGGUGGAAGACAGAAACUUGCGGGAGACACUUGUGGUGGUUCUGCUCAGAAACAGAGAAACCAUUGUGCUCUGCGUACAUUAGGCCUCCUUGUUCCAACUAAAGACUGACAGAAGAAGAUUGCUUCGGUUUAGGAUGCGUUGUGUGUACUGCCUGGGCCUCCUUUUGGCCCUGCUGCAUCUGUCCUCCUCUCUGCUGCUGGGAGCCUUCAACAUCAAGUCAUACGGAGACAAUAAGGCCUCCAACACAACUGUGAUGAACCUCAUCAGCACGAUUGUCCAGCGCUAUGACAUCCUUCUGAUUCAGGAGGUCAGAGACAGUGAUCUGUCAGCCACCAAAAAACUCCUAGAGCAUGUAAAUAAAGGUUCUUCUCACUCCAGGUACAAUCACAUCGUCAGUGAGCCUCUGGGUCGCAGCUCCUAUAAGGAGCGGUAUCUCUUCCUCUACAGGGAGGAGACAGUGUCCGUUGUCAAAAACUACACCUACGACGAUGGAUGUGAACCCUGUGGGACAGACACCUUCAGCAGAGAACCUUUUGUCGUCAUGUUCUCCUCCACCAAGACUGCUUUGAGGAACUUCGUCCUGAUCCCACAGCACACCUCCCCAGAUUUUGCUUUGGAGGAGACGGAUGCUCUGUAUGAUGUGGUGUCUGAUGUCCGCACCCGCUGGAACACCAAUGACAUCGUGCUGCUGGGUGACUUUAACGCAGGCUGUAAUUAUGUCUCAGGCUCUGACUGGCAGAAGAUCCGUCUCUUCACUGACAAGAGUUUCCACUGGCUGAUCACUGAUGAGGCUGACACUACAGUGUCACACACUUACUGUCCUUAUGACAGGAUUGUGGUCACUGCUGACACGAUGAUGGGAGUAGUGCACGGCAGUGCUGAGGUGUACGACUUCAUGGUUGACUUGGACCUCAGCCUUAGUCUGGCUUUGGCCGUCAGUGACCAUUUCCCCGUGGAGGUGAGACUGUCUCCUGCAGCCUGAAUCCUGACCUAAACAAUCCUUCAACAGAUCCCUGACUGAAUCUACAUUUUGAGUAUUACAGUGGAGUAAUUCUUGCAAACUGUGAACAAAAAGCCAGUAAUAAACAAAUAUGACAAAGCAUCCCAUUAAAAAUGUUUUUUUUG
Molecule: messenger RNA, 1134 nt
Organism: Cheilinus undulatus (humphead wrasse)
Lineage: Eukaryota; Metazoa; Chordata; Actinopteri; Labriformes; Labridae
Gene: dnase1
Product: deoxyribonuclease I
Exons: 9
Coding region: 143-991 (282 amino acids)
Biological process (GO): DNA catabolic process
Cellular component (GO): nucleus
Molecular function (GO): DNA nuclease activity
Source: RefSeq, a predicted model, not a curated record